Messenger RNA from Argiope bruennichi, 6595 nucleotides. RefSeq names its product sterol regulatory element-binding protein cleavage-activating protein-like (gene SCAP). NCBI's taxonomy places the organism in Eukaryota, Metazoa, Arthropoda, Arachnida, Araneae, Araneidae. The transcript is spliced from 27 exons. The record is from RefSeq and is a predicted model, not a curated record. Gene Ontology annotation, cellular component: endoplasmic reticulum membrane; Golgi membrane. The coding region runs from base 409 to 4266 and encodes 1285 amino acids. Gene Ontology annotation, molecular function: protein binding; sterol binding. Gene Ontology annotation, biological process: SREBP signaling pathway.
UCACGAGUAAUGGCGAUGCUAUGAAAUGUGAUGUUUAAAGUGAUAACCUUGAAACCAUAUUAACUUUUUCAUUAUAUUUUUCUCUAUUAAUUUAGAGUUAAGUAGUCUUUUGUGAAGAUCUUCAUGUUCAUAUAAGAAUUCGGGGGAUUAAAUUAUAACAGACAAGAAUUUCAUUUCCUCCAAGUGGAGAACAUGUGGUAGUUGCGUUUUCCUGGCUUUAAAUGCUCGUUGACGGGGCAUAGGAAAAAUUAUUGGAAUAAAAUUAUUAUUUUCAAAGCAUUUGAAGGCGAUGACUGAGUUUAUUUCAUUUGCUAAACUAUUCGAAGCCCGGAAAACUUGUUUUAUCUCUCCUAUUUCAAACGCAAUACACGAAUUAAGCAAAACUUAAAUGAUUGAACAAAACUUCUAAUGGAUAGCACUUUUCGAACAAAGUCAUAUACAGCUGAUAUUCAUGAUAAGGUUGCAAGAAUAUAUUACAGCCACGGACUCUUCUGCUCUAGUCAUCCAUAUUCUGUUAUUCUUGUUACAGUAUGCAUCCUUGCUCUUUGCUGCUAUCCAAUCCUGUACUUGCCAUUAUUGGGAAGUUCAUCACAACAGUUUUCAACACCAGUUCAAAGUUUUGUUCCCCCUGAUAUUGUUUUAGAUGAUGGAGAAAACUACAAAUUUACUGGACCAAGAUGGUUCCAAGGCCCACCUGUCAGUUAUAUUCAACAUAUUGUUGUAAAAAGUGCUGUUUCACCUUGGAAAUCGGACCUGAUUUUAAUUGAUGCCUUUCGAGCACCAUUAUCCAUUGCUUUCCAGAUUAAUGAAAUUUUAAGAAAUCAUCAAAUAAAUCAAGGAACUGCUAAUCAUACAAGCUUGGAAGAUUUGUGUUUACAAGUUUCUGAACCCAUUGAUAAACAAACAAUAGAUGUCCUCCCUAGUUAUGGUUGUUUGAUUAUCUCUCCAAGUAAUUUAUGGAAAAAUGACUUACUAAGAUUUAAAAAUGAUCCUGAUAUUAUCAAAACCAUUUUUGCAGGAAAGUAUUCCAUAGAUCCAGCCAGUUUUAGAGAAGUGUUAUUUGGAGUUCCGUUCAAAGAAACUGGAAUUAAAAAGCUGUUUAUGCGCAAUCGUCCACGAAUCAUAACUUAUGCUUUUACAGUGGCUUUUCAAACUUAUAAUGCCAACUAUCUUAAAAGUUUAUCUGAAUAUUUCAAAUCAAGAUUUGAAAAUUAUCCAUAUCCUGAAAAUGUUUCUUUUAAUUUUGAAGACAGCAAUAUUGUUCACAUUCAGUUUCAAGAUUUACACACAUUGGUUGAAUUUGUACCACUGGUUAUUGCUUACGUUGUUCUCUUCCUGUACAUAUAUUUUUCUGUCUAUAAAAUUGAACUUGUCAAAUCUAAAUGGAUCUUAGCUAUCAGUGCAGUUUUAACAGUUGUCAUGUCAUUAUUGAUGUCAGUUGGGCUCUGUUUGUGGUUUGGAUUAAGUCCUACAUUAAGUGGAAGUGAAAUUUUGCCAUAUCUUAUUGUUGUUAUUGGAUUAGAAAAUAUGUUGGUGCUUACAAAAUCUGUUGUUUCUACUCCAAUUCAUCUUGAUGUAAAACUUCGUGUUGCUCAAGGUUUAAGUAAAGAAGGCUGGUCCAUUACAAAAAAUCUACUAACUGAAUUAGCUUUAUUAAUGAUAGCAUUUCUGACUUUUGUUCCAAAAAUUCAAGAAUUCUGUUUAUUUGCAGUGGUUGGUUUAUUGACUGAUUUCUUUCUACAGCUAGUAUUUUUUGCUACUGUCUUAUCUGUGGAUAUUCGAAGAAUGGAAGUGACAGAUUUACAAAGGAACUGUAUUCGAGAAGUUACUGGUGUUCGUAGUAAUCAGUUCAGUCGAGUAAAUGAAGAACAAAAUUCAAGGAAUCCACCUCAAGCUAGAUUAAUGCCUGUUAGUGGAGGAUAUAAUGGUGCAUUAAAAUCCACAAAUUAUGCAACAAAAAUUUUUGCGCCUCCUGCUACACCCAUGCUUGUGAAAUUGCCAAAAAGAAUGAAAUUUAUAUAUUUUUGGGCUAGAACAAGAAUGGUACAAAGAGGUCUAAUGGUUUGUCUUGUUAUGUGGAUAUUUCUGCUUGUUUACAGUUCUGGUCUUGUGGAAAAAUAUACAGGAAGCUCUAAUAUUGUCAAUAAUCAAGUCAUCAACCCUUUGAUCUCAAGUAUUUCUCAAAAAAUAAAUGCUUCAUUUCCUGCCCCAUCUGAAGAACCAGAAAACAAAUUGUGGAACUGCACUGACCAAAUUGUAAAAGAAUUUGCAAGGAACAUUGAUAUACGUUUGAAACAUCAUAACUUGAAUGUCUGGCAGUCUCUACCCCCUCAACAUUGGACUAACUUAUUUGGAUAUUAUAACAUCUCUCUUUCUGGCAGAUUCAUCAGCAUCUUGCCUCCCUUACAUAUUUCUGUUGCUGUUGAUCCAAAUGAUGUUGUUGAGCUACGGAACCCUGCAGAUUUGGAAAUUUCUAGAAAAUCUUAUUGGCAGUUUUUGUCUUCUGGAGAAAUAAAAGAUGGAGAUAUUGAUGAUUUAUUGUCAAGAGAUCUCCCCUAUCAUCCGUCCUCCCCAGGUGAAGUAGCAAUAGCCAUAGCAUUAGCAGUUCCCAGUUUGUUGUUUUUUGUCUACUUAAUGGUUGUAUUGUAUCGAUGCAUGUGCUCAAAACACUAUGCUGAAUGGCGGACAUCCUGGAAAAAUUCUACUGGCUUAGAAUCAAACCGGGCAGGUUAUUCAGAGAGUGCUGCAGAUGCAAAUUUGGUCAUGGAGACUUUUCCAUUAAAGCUGUGUGGCCACUCACAAGAUCUGGAAUAUUUAUGUGCUGAUGACAAUACUGUUGUAAGUUCUUGUUUGGAUGGAAACAUCAGUGUUUGGGAUGCAAUAUCUGGUGAAUGUCAUAUUUCUAUAAGACGUUCUAAUGCAAAACUGCAAAAAUCUUCAAGUUUGAAGAAUAAUGAUAGCUUCUCAUCUGAUUCAACAUAUAGCUCUUCUCCUCAAUCGGACGUCGGUGAUAAUGUAAAUUUCUGCAGGUCAUGUAAUGCAUCAACUAACCAAAGAUCUCCAGCACCAUCUGAAAAUAGUUCUUGUUUUCCUAAACAUUUCACAUUUGAUACAAGUCAACAUUAUUUUGAUAAUGACAGUGCUUCUAACCAAAAAUAUGACUUUAGUCGCUUUGCAUUAUCUCAUGACAACUCGCUUACUUAUUCAAACUGCGAAGGUGUUGAAUAUCAUGACAAUCACAGUGUUGCUCAUGAAUAUCAGUCCAGUAGAGACACUAACUUAGAAUAUACUGAGAAAGGAACUAAAGUUGUACAUUCCUCAUUAUCUCAUCAAGCUAUCUGGAGCUUAGAUUAUUUUGGAUCUUGUAUAGCAGUUGGUUGCAAAGAUGGGCGUAUUGAACUUUGGAAUGCCUUCUUGGGUAAAUUGGAGUAUGUAUAUGAAGAAUGUAAAAUGGGAGUUACAGCUGUAUGUCUUACUUCUGACAGGUUAAUUGCUGCACGUGUAAGUGGUUUGUUAGAAUUCUUUGCCAUAGAUAAAUUCAUCAAUGAAACAUUACCAUCUCAUCUUUCGCAUGCAGGUCAUGCAGUUCCUGAUUUCCAAAGCUUCACAGGUUCAGAGUCAAUACGUUGUUCAUGGAUUCAAAACAUAAAAGCACAUUCAAUGACAAUUUCUGUGUUAGAAGUUGAUGGAAGUCUUGUAGUUUCUGGGGGAUAUGAUCGUCUAGUUAAAGUGUUUCGUAGUGAUUCUGCUGUCUGUAUAUAUAAUUUACAUGGCCAUACUGCUCCUAUUUCUGUGUUAAACAUUGACCAGUUUUCACCCUCAUCAGCAGCAAGUGGAUGUCAAGAUGGUCUUAUAUGUCUGUGGGAUCUCAUGACAGGCACUUGUAUGUAUAGUUUAAAUGGUCAUCAUGGUACGGUAAUGAGUCUGUUGUCUACUGAUAUAUAUAUGAUCAGUCAGGGAACUGAUAAUCAUAUCUGCAUUUGGGAAAAAAGUCAAGGUCAUUUACUUCAUAGUAUUUCACUGGAUUUCAACCUUCAUAGCAAUAUCAUGCUUCUCACAAAUAACAUUAUGGUCACAGCAAAAGAGGAUAAUCUUGUACUGUGGGAUGUAAAUCAUGGUGAAGCUCUUCGUAUGAUUAUGGUGGGUAGUGGUGACCAUUCUACUCAUGUUCGAAUGCUCAGAUUAUCUGGCCAAUCUGUUGUUUGUGACUAUGGACCUCAAAUUUUUAUAAUAAAUUUCCCUGCCAUAUCUGAUAAAUCUGAAUAGAUUGUAUCACUUGACCAAUUGAGAAUCCUUCCAUUCAAAUUUUAUUUUGAUGUAUGUUUUUAAUGUAGUCAUUUCACAUUGUAAUGUUGAUAUAUUUCUUAUCAAAUGCUGCUUCUUUUAUUUCUUGUUCAGAAAAAUAAAAUAUUCUGUCUUUUAAAUAAUAUAAUUUUAAAAAAAAUCCAUUUUGUCAAAACUUUGAAAUGCAUUUUUACCAUUUUGAUAUUUUUGUUGGUAUGUAUUUCAGUAAUGUCUGUAAAAAGGGGGUGGGAGACUUACAGUAUGAUACUUCAUGGUUACAUAAUGUUCACCAAUUUAAAAAUAAUAAUAAUAGUUGUGCAUUGAUAUGGUAUAUAAAAAAUAAUCAUAUGAUGUUCCUGUUCUGUAUAUUUAUUGUUUAUAUAUUUUAUUUAAGUAGGCAGGGCAUUUAAAAGAGCAAUAUCUUAAAAAAUGCCAGUGUAUUUAUAAUUUUUAUGUAUUUAUGAAUUUUAAAUUAUAUGUAUCUGAUUCUGUUUGCAAAAAAUUCAGAUACAUUUCCGGUGUUUUAUUUGUUUAUUUUUUUUAUAUUUAAAUCUCUUUUUAAAAAAUUUAUUUAUAAGGGGACACAAGUAUACUGUAAGUCAUAUAUCCUUUGGUCCUAGCUUUAUGAAAGUGAUGCAUUCUUUAUUACAUGUUGUUUUUAAGUCAAUCAUUUGUACAAAUGUUUUAAAAAAACUUAUUAAUUUAUAAAAUUGUGCUCAUAAUGCGUGCAAAUUCGAUGAAUUUUUAUUUUGUCAUUUCUGUGCUUUUGCUUAAUGUUAACCUUUUCCUUUUAAUAUGUUGGUCAUAACUGUGAAAUUACAGUUAAGCAAUAUGAAGUUUGGCUGUUUGAUUAGAAUAUAAAUACUAAAUGUAUUAUGGUUUUUUAUAACAUUGCUGAAUAUUGCCUUUUGUUUCUUAUUAAUUUUCAAUUAAUUUAUGCACAAAAUAUUUUCAAUCCUUUUGGAAUAGUGCUUAAAGCUUUUUCUUUUUACCUUUUUAAUAUGUUAAACUGUUUUAAUUUUAUCUUUGUGCUUGGUAAGUUAAUACCUUAGAAGGGUAGUGUUUUUAUCAUUUUUAAAAUGUAAAUAUGUUCGUGCAUUGGAUACAUUAUUUAUAAUAGAUUCUAGUUUUAAUUUUGCUUUGUUUUGCAUUUACUGUGCAUUUUUGUAUAUUCUGCUGUAAUAGUUUAAUAUUAAUAUUCAUUUAAUAGCUAUUAAUAAUUUAUUAUAUAUAAGCUAAAAUUUAUUUUUAUUAAUAUAAUUAAAUAAAAUGGAAAAUGUUUUAGAAAGCCUUCCCCCCCCCUUUCAAGAGAUGAAUGCUAUUUCCAAAAUAUAAGCAGUAUGGAAAUAAAUAAAGCAUUUAUGAUGAGUUGAAAAUUAGAUAUGAAAAGAACAUUAAAAAAUGAAUUUAUAUGACUAAGAAUAGUUUCAUAUUUUUGGUUUCCUAUAUGGAAGAAACAUUUAAUUUAUAUAGGAAAGAUUAUUAUUUGUAUGUCUUUAAUUUACUUUCAAAGAUAUUUUAUCCUGAUAUAAAUAAGAUUGUCCAUUUUGCUGACAUUCUUAUAAGUUAGCGUUUCAUAAUUUUUAAAAUAUAGAAACAAAUUCCUUCUAAGAAUAAAAAUCUCUUGAAAUUUCAUAAUGUCUUAUUUAAUUGGUUUUAGUAUGCAUGUGAUAUUUCAGUAAUGACUAAUUUCUAUAAAAAAAAAAUCAAUUUAAAAAUUGUCGUAUACAUUUAUUGUUAUAAAACAAUUUAAAAAGAAACAGUUAUGAUCCUCCAAUAAUGAUAAUAGGAAAGUAUUUGGUGAUAUCAUUCACUUUAUUAUGUUAAUGCUUGGUUGCCCCUUGUUUUAUUUAUGUUUAUGAAAUUUGAAUUAGUUUCAUAAUUUAAGUUUUAUCUUAAAGGCUAAUUGGUAUUCAUUAAUCUAUUUAUACUAUUAUUAUAAUAUAAUUCAAAAAUUCAAUAAAGUUUUAUUUUGUUUUAGAAUUUAUUAUUUUUAUUAUUAUAAACCGUGAGAAAUACGAUUGAAAUGAAUACUGUACAAAAUUUGUAAUACAGUUUACUUAUAAUUUCUCUAUGAAUUUGUGUUGUUUGCAUCUAUAUGCUUUUAUCUUCACUUAAAUUUCUAAACCUCUCAAAUAAUGCAGAAAUGCUAGCACAACUGUAUGUUAAAUGUAAAAUUCCUGUGAUAAAUUAUGGUUUAUUUAUAUGUGUGUAAAUUUUACUUUUCUUUUUGCUUGUUGCUUUUGUUUGUUGUUAAAAACUGUGAAAAAUUCCUUUAACUUGGAAAAUUUGUCUUCUAAAUGUGCUUUUU